This is a messenger RNA of Drosophila innubila, 1240 nucleotides long. RefSeq names its product phenoloxidase-activating factor 3-like. The transcript is spliced from 3 exons. The coding region runs from base 25 to 915 and encodes 296 amino acids. The record is from RefSeq and is a predicted model, not a curated record. Gene Ontology annotation, molecular function: serine-type endopeptidase activity. NCBI's taxonomy places the organism in Eukaryota, Metazoa, Arthropoda, Insecta, Diptera, Drosophilidae. Gene Ontology annotation, biological process: proteolysis.
UGCGUGAAUGAGCAAGAGAAGAGCAUGAACAUCUGUGUAACACUAAAAUUGUUGUUGCUGCUUUUUGCUUGCCUCUUGGAACAAACUGUAUGGGCAGAAGAUGAACCGAACUGUGGCUAUUUGAAUGAAGUGAGCUAUGCGAAUCCAACGCAUGUUGCCGACUUGAGCGAAUUUCCCUGGAUAGGCCGAGUGGGUUAUCAGACUGAUCAUGGCAUCGAGUACAAGUGUCUGGCUGUGUUGAUCUCUAAACAACAUUUGUUGGCGCCUGCUGAAUGUUUCGUUGAGAAGAAACUUAUUGAAACACAAGUAAAAUGGGUUUUGCUGGGUGAUUGGAAUCCAAGAAAUCCCUAUUUGGAGCCAGACUGUGACUCUCAGCAGCGUUGCAAUCCAGAGACGCAGCUAAUGGAGAUCGAGGAGAUCAUAAUACAACCGAAUUACAAUAAUCCAUCGUUUGCCAGCAAUAUUGCUCUAUUGAAACUCGUCCAAAGUGUUAACUUCAGCAGCCACAUUCGUUCUAUUUGCCUGCGAGCCAACAAAUCCAUCUCUUAUUUUGGUCAAUAUUUUCAUUUUGGAGGAUUUGCUGUCAAUGCCAGCAUUCCACACAAGUUAAAAGGUACUACACAAAUUCAAAAACCUCUGCGCACUCGAGCAACUCUCUAUGGCUACAACUACAUAAGUGAGGCAAUAUCCGUAUCACUGAGUGCUCUCUGUGGCGACAGUAAUCAGACCACGCCGUUACUCAGAGGAUCUCCACUGAUGGCUGUGAAUGUGGUGGGAGGGAAGCCACAAAGCUACGUACUCGUUGGUUUACUACAGAUUAUGAAGAAUGAAAAAAAUUCCCUCGUCUUUAUCAAAGUACAACCGCACAUCGAAUGGAUAAAAAAUAGUAUUCAAAGCAUGACAGACACAGAUUAAAACAUAUUCCAAGAAUUCUUACUGAGAUCCCAGAAUACUUAUGAUGAUGUCAGUCAACAUUUUUCAGAAGUAAAUAUCUUAACUCUGUACUCAUUUAACUUAAAUUAAAAUUAGUACAAGAUACUAUUCAAAAUUUAUUUGUUGCACUCAGCCCACAUUUUUUUAAGCAGUUUAAACUCAUUGACAAAAAACAAAAGUAGAAAUAACUUUAUAAGCUCAUCUAUAACUUCAGAUAAGAAUAAAAUCCAAUUAGAAAAUUAAAGUGAAAAUUUGCACUUCGAUAUGAUAAAUAAAAUAAAUGUAAAUUGUAAUGAAUUAAUAAUGA